CUGUCAAGCCUCUCAAGUGGGCGAGCCGAUGGCAGUCGCGAAACCAAAUUAAACAUUCACAACACACACGCACACACGCGGCCUGGUGCAGCAAAACAUCCGUCACCAUUCUCAAUGUUGCCUCCCGCUCGGCAGGGUGGUGAUAUGCUCGUGCCGUGAACGCCGUCCCCGUGUGUGUGCUGUGUUGCCGUGUGUGUACAGUGUGUACUUUGUUUUUCUAUUCCCUCUUGCUCUCACUCUCGUGCUCGGUCGUAAUCGUGCCUGUCGCGUGCAGUUUCCUGCUACAACACACACACACGCACGCUAAGCACCAUCAUCAGUGUGUGUGUGUGUGUGUGCGUGACAAAACCGCUGCAAUCAAUAUUGUUGCUGUCAAGCGAGCAGCAACGGCCGGAGAGGGGCGGAGGCACCAAGCGGAGAGGCCACCACUUCCUGCUUUCUAGAUGAAUCAUCUCUGCUGAAAGCGGAAAUUCAGUGAGUGUGUGUGUGUGUGUUUGUGAGCGCGAGAGCCUCCGUGUGUCCAUCGUAUCAGGUCCGGUUGCAAGCAAAUGGCGAUGGAGGUGUUCCAGACCGAGACGCACUACAUCUUCGUGCGGAAGGAGCGAAGCCUCUGGUGGAAUCGAUACUCGUCCGAGUUUCAGCUCAAGUGUGGCUGGGAUCUGUCCUCGGUGGACGACAUUGAGUGUAUCGGCGUGACGCACGGCAUCGUCGGCACGAUCGCGCUGCAGGGCGUGCUGGACCCGCACCUGAUCGUGAUCAAGGAGGUGGUGCCGGUCGGGGUGCUGUACGCGCCCCACUUGGUGUACAAGAUCCGCAGCAUUGCGGUGCUCGGGCCGGACGGGGCGGAUACGGUGCUGCUCGGGUGCAGCAAGCACACCACCAGCCAGACGGUGAAGGUGGCGCCGGCGGGCGGUACGGCCGCACCCGAGGGCCACCCCUCGCCCGCCAAGGGCCGGCUGUUCGAGAGCUCCGCCCUGGUGAACAAGACGUGGGGUGCGGUCAAGAGUGCCGGCAGCACGAUCCGCAACACGACCGAGAAGGCGGCCGCCAUCGCGACCAGCCAGGUGAAGUCAACCGUCAGCCUGGUGGUGAAGGCGGACCCGGUGCGCAUCGAGAAGCGCGUGCUGGACGAGCUGCACAAAAUCUUCGACGAGACGGACAGCUUCUACUAUAGUCCCAACUGUGAUAUUACGAACAACUUGCAGCGCCGGGGCGCCCCGCCCGACGACCGCUUCUACUGGAACCGGCCGAUGCUGGCGGAGCUGCUGCGGGUGGUGAGCGAGCAGCCGGGGGGCGAGGACUGGGUGGUGCCGAUCAUCCAAGGGUUCGUGCAGGUGGAGCAGUGCGUGAUCGGCAACGAGUGCUUCACGCUAGCGCUCGUGUCGCGCCGGUCGCGCAACCGGGCCGGCACGCGGUACAAGCGGCGCGGCGUCGACGAGCACGGCAACUGCGCGAACUACGUCGAGACGGAGCAGGUGCUGUCCCUGCGCCAGCACCAGAUCUCGUUCACGCAGGUGCGCGGCUCGGUGCCGGUGUACUGGAGCCAGCCGGGGUACAAGUACCGGCCGCCGCCCCGCCUCGACCGGGACGAGCCGGAGACGCAGGCCGCAUUCGAGCGGCACUUUGACGGCGAGCUGCAGAUCUACCAGUCGAUCUGCAUCAUCAACCUGGUGGAGCAGAGCGGCAAGGAGAAGAUCAUUGGCGACGCGUACGCGAACCACGUGCUCAAGUACAACUCGGACCGGCUGAUCUACGUCACGUUCGACUUUCACGAGUACUGCCGUGGCAUGCGGUUCGAGAACGUGUCGUCGCUGAUCGAGUCGCUUGCGCCGGAAGCGGGCGCGAUGGGUUUCCACUGGCGCGACACGAACGGCCCGAUCUGCAACCAGAAGGGCGUGUUCCGCGUCAACUGCAUGGACUGUCUCGACCGCACGAACGUGGUGCAGACGGCCAUCGGCAAGGCGGUGCUCGAGUCGCAGCUCGUCAAGCUCGGUCUCGCCAUGCCGUACUCGCAGCUGCCGGACGCGCUCAAGGCCCCGUUCAUGGUGCUGUGGGCAAACAACGGCGACGUCAUAAGCCGGCAGUACGCGGGCACCAAUGCGCUCAAGGGAGAUUAUACGCGCACGGGGGAGCGAAAAAUUUCCGGCAUCAUGAAGGACGGCAUGAACUCGGCUAAUCGCUACUACAUUCAGCACUUCGCCGACACGUUCCGGCAGAGUUGCAUUGAUUUGCUGCAGGGGCAGCUGGCCCCGUCGGCCGGCCACAUCCCGGAGGACGAUGUGCGCGGCGCGGUCGUCGGCAUUGCCGCGACCGCACUCAAACCGGCCGGCCCGCUGACGUACUACAACUAUGGCCAGUGCGCGUCCGAGCAUCUGCUGCUCGAGCAGGUCGUCCAUAGUGCCAGCUACUAUCUGGCCCGGUUUAAGGACACGUACCGGCAGGCCACGAUCGAUAUGAUGCUCGGCAACAACGUGUCGCCCGAGUCGGUGUCGGCGCUCGGCGGCACCCAGACCGCCGCCACGGACGAGACGGACGCGCUGGAGGGUGCGGAGCAUGCGCGCCUGCUGGUCGAGGACUGCCGGCGGCUGCUGCUCGGCACGGCCCAGCUUCCGGUCGGUGCCUGGGGUCUCAUCGAUGCCGAUCCAAGUACCGGGGACCCGAGCGAGACGGAGGUGGACACGAUCCUGAUCCUGACCGACGACUGCUACAUCGUGGCCGAGUACGACUCGCACCUGGACAAGAUCGUGCGGUUCGAGAACGUGCCGCUCGCGAGCGUCACGCUGAUCGAGCUCGGCCUGUUCCAGCACAGCAAGAUGUUCCAGGGGCCGGCGGCCGCCCACCUGUGCGUCCGGCUGAACUACGCGGUCGACGGUGUGGACGGCUACUUUCACAUGUUCCGCUCGCCCAACAUCCGGUUCUUCAACAACGUGGCGGUGGUGAUCCGCAAGCCGGAGGAGAUCGCCGAAUCGCUCACCGCGAUCGUCGACCUGUUCCGCAUCGCGCUGCAGAACUGCGGCCGGACGGAGGUGGCGUUCCAGUGCGGCGGCAGCCUGCAGCGGCGCAAGAGCCGCACGCUGCUGUCCGUGCCCGCCGGCAUCCCGCGCAACCUGUCCGAGUCGCAGCUGGUGCAGAUGGGCUCGAAAGCGUUCAGCAACAUGGCGGGCCAGUUCUCCAAGAUUGGCCAGUCGCUGAACGCGAGCAAGAUUGGGCGCGCGGGCGGCGGCAGUAAGGGCAAGCCGGGCAAGGGCGGCGCGGACGAUGCGGUCGCUGGGGGGGAUGGGGCGGCAGCUCGGUCGGGUGGUCGGCGCGACGGCUCGAGCGGUUCGGUCAGCUCGUUCGGUGGCUCGGUGGGGGCCGGUGGUUCGACGGGCGGGCUGCGCCCCGGGUCGGCGUCGGCCGGCGGCAAGAUGGAGCGCUCCAGCUCGGAGUCGGAGGAGGGAGCGUGCAUGUACGAGCCGGAGGACGAGCUGGUCGAGCAGAACCCGCUGUACAACGAGAACGUGUUCCUGCCGUCGGUCGGCAUCGUGAUGGGAGGCGGAGGCGGAGGCGGCGGGGAGCAGGAGGGCGUCGGGCCGGCCAGCAGCAACGUGCUGGAGGAGCGGGACAGCAUCGCCAAGAUGUCGUCCGAUCUGUCCACCAUGUCGAUCUCGUCCGUGACCGAUCACAUCAACAUGCCGGUCGGCAUGCUGGAGUGUGCGUCGCCGAUACGGGUCAGCAGCCCCGCUCCGGAAAUCUUCGUCGAUGGGACGGCGAGCGGUGGCGACGGGGGCGGCGGCGGCGACGGUGGCCCGAACCGGCCGGGCCGCAACACGAUGAGCCUGAACCUGCAGGCACCGGCGGGCGGAGGUGGUGGUGGUGGUGGUGGCAGCGACAAUGCGCUGCGCCAGCUGAAGAAGCUGACCAGCCCGCUGUCCAACAUUGGCAAGGGUUUGCAGACGCUCGGCGCAAACCUCGAUCCGCGCAAGAUUACCGUCAAGAGCCCCGUCGCGCCAGUAAGAAGCACCAGUGCCGCGUUUGCCGAGAUCAAGCAGCUGGAGGAAAAGUGGGAAAAGGCUAGCUGCCGCACCAAGCUGAUUGCGCUGUAAAGCGACGUACGCCCAGCCCAGUGCUUGACUUUACCUUUCCUCGGUCUCAUGGCCACUAGUUGCGCACCUACCUUGCCGGUCCGUAGUUAAGUUAGAACGUGAAGCCAUGCUGCUGCGAAACACACCCUCACAAAAAAACACAACGACUCGUUGGCUUGUGGUUUUAGUUGUUGUUGCUGUUGCAAGUAUUAGUAGCAGAUUGAAAUCGAAAACAAAAAUACAACGUUUUGGACCAAUUCCACUAAUAGCAUGCAGGAACAUAACCCGCCCAAACGACGCCGCGAUGCGGAAUCUUAUAAAACGAAGCAGAGAUCAUCCUCAUCGAUCAAGCAGAUGUCGAAGCGUUUUGCUCAGUUUUGAUCAUUAAUUCGGAGGCUGCACAAACGUAACCUUUUCUCAUUCAUGCGCUAUUAGCAAGCACGCUCUGGUUGCCCAAGGCUUAAAUAUAGAGCCCCGAUUGCCCGAUGCCAAAGCUCGGUUCUUAUAGCCCGCGGUGCACGAUCGCAACAAGAAAGCAAAAAAAACGAAAGAAGAAGAAGAAGAAGAAAAAAUCCAGGAAAAAUUGCAACACGCACAGGACAGAACAACAAACAAACAAAACAAACGCUUCAGUAUGUAAUAAUUGUCGGCAGUAUUGUUAUUUAUCGAUUAGUCAAAUGGUUCGUACCCACGUAUGUGUGUGUGUGUGCGUAUAGGCAUUAUAGAAGCAAAUCCGUGCUCCGAGCCGUUCCAAACCAAAUACCGCGAGCAGGGCGGAGCAGUUGUAGGGCGAUAACCGUACGUUUAAACCAGAAAUACCAAAGUCAAUUAUGUAUAGCGUAUGUACCGCGGGUGGAGUGUGGUAUGCGCAGAGGGUGUACUAAGAUGCAGGCCACUCACACACACACACACACACACAUGCACACACAUGCACAUGCAUAAAGUAAUCUAUCCGUAGCCGCGGCACGCUGCGUAGUGUCGGCCGCCUUCGUUUUGCGCUUUGGAUCCGUAGUUGCCGAUUUAAGGGAAAUAGCAUUCCGGCCGGCCCCUCCAAGUAGGGCAGCCAGGCAUGAGUAGCUAGUAGAAGAGGAGAUAGUCCUGGAAACGCUAAGAAAACCAAACAAACAAACAAACAAACAAACAAAACAUGAAAACCCUUUGUAGCAAACCGUUACAUCGAUAGGGAUGGCCCGAGGGCCAGUGUAGGAGAUAAUAGCAGUCUAAGUAGUUGAAAUCAUAUCGCUUACCGAUAUCUAUACAUAUAAAUAUACACAUAUAGGGCGUAGCGAGUACGUUGCCUCGACAGUAUGACACUAUCCAUUCCCGGUUCCGUUGCGCUGCCGUUCCGUUGCGCGACGUAUUAUUGUUUUGCUUGCUCCGGGGUCUGCACCCCCGGGUAUGUUUUUAAGGACGCGUUUUCCAGUUACCGCAACGGCGUUGUGGUUGCUGUUUAACUGACGCCAUCAGCUGGGUAGUGCCUUCACGGCCCGGUCCCGGCUGCUGCUUUAGUGCUUGUUGGAAACGUGGAACCGUACGCUUGCCGCGAUAUAUAUUGUCUACCUUAGUGAAGCUACAGCUUGUACGAACAGCAGGGACACUUGCAAUAUUAGAAGUUUGGCCUUCGGUUUACCACAAAAAAAAAAAACAACAAAACAAUGGGACAGGUUUGCAGGUUGUGUGUCCACUCAGUUGCAGUUGCAGUAAAGAAUAAUUACUAAAUAAACGUUUUUUGCUUACAGUACGCAUUCAAUACCA
Messenger RNA from Anopheles arabiensis, 5819 nucleotides. RefSeq names its product phosphatidylinositide phosphatase SAC2 (gene sp3). Gene Ontology annotation, biological process: regulation of endocytic recycling; phosphatidylinositol dephosphorylation. The record is from RefSeq and is a predicted model, not a curated record. Gene Ontology annotation, molecular function: phosphatidylinositol-4-phosphate phosphatase activity. Lineage: Eukaryota; Metazoa; Arthropoda; Insecta; Diptera; Culicidae. Bases 549 to 4085 code for a protein of 1178 amino acids. The transcript is spliced from 9 exons. Gene Ontology annotation, cellular component: clathrin-coated endocytic vesicle; early endosome.